Echinococcus granulosus is the source of this 2679-nucleotide messenger RNA. RefSeq names its product Paramyosin. Gene Ontology annotation, molecular function: protein serine/threonine kinase activity. The transcript has 14 exons. Gene Ontology annotation, biological process: peptidyl-threonine phosphorylation; actomyosin structure organization. Lineage: Eukaryota; Metazoa; Platyhelminthes; Cestoda; Cyclophyllidea; Taeniidae. The record is from RefSeq and is a predicted model, not a curated record. Gene Ontology annotation, cellular component: cytoplasm; cytoskeleton; myosin complex. Bases 1 to 2679 code for a protein of 892 amino acids.
AUGGGCGACGAGCUACCCAUCGAUUGCCCCGCGGUGUCACGGUUGUGCAUGCCGGAACGCGCAGCAGCGCUGCGCGGUGUGAUCGUGGGUGCGGUUUUAUCGAUUGGCAGUAGAACGGGCAGUGUUUUGGAGCGAUUGGCCAAUGGGAGAGGAACGCCGAGUCGCGUACGAGAAUUGGAGGACUUGCUCGAUCUCGAACGAGAUGCACGUGUCCGGUCUGAACGCAAUGCCAACGAGCUGAGUAUUCAGUUGGACACCAUGACUGAGCGCCUUGACGAGUUGAGUGGUACUUCCUCUCAGACUCAAGAUGCCAUUCGCCGUAAGGAUAUGGAGAUUGCGAAGCUGCGUAAGGAUCUGGAGAACGCCAACGCUGCUUUUGAAACUGCCGAGGCCACUCUGCGCCGCAAGCACAACACCAUGAUCUCCGAGAUCUCCAGCGAAGUUGAGAAUCUUCAGAAGCAGAAGGGCAGGGCGGAGAAGGACAAGAGCCAACUCAUGCUUGAAAUCGACAACGUUCUUGGUCAACUUGAUGGUGCCCUUAAGGCCAAGGCCUCGGCGGAGAGCAAAUUGGAGGGCUUGGAUAGUCAGCUAACGCGCUUGAAGGCGCUGACCGACGAUCUUCAACGCCAAAUGGCCGACGUUAAUUCGGCUAAGUCGCGUUUAGCCGCAGAAAACUUCGAAUUGGUUCGUGUGAACCAGGAGUACGAGGCACAAGUUGUCAACUUCUCCAAGACAAAGUCUGUCCUCGAAGGCCAGCUUGACGAUCUUAAACGCGCCAUGGAUGAGGAUGCACGCAAUCGUCUAAACCUUCAAACCCAGUUGUCGAGUCUACAAAUGGACUAUGAUAAUCUGCAAGCACGCUACGAGGAGGAAGCCGAGGCAGCUGGAAAUCUGCGCAACCAAGUCGCCAAAUUCAACGCUGAUAUGGCUGCCCUUAAGACUCGUUUGGAGAGAGAACUCAUGGCCAAGACUGAGGAGUUUGAAGAGCUUAAACGCAAGCUGACUGUUCGCAUUACUGAAUUGGAGGAUAUUGCUGAACAUGAGCGCACUCGUGCCAACAAUCUUGAGAAGACCAAAGUUAAGCUGACAAUUGAAAUCAAGGAUCUACAGGCCGAGAACGAGGCGCUGGCAGCAGAGAAUGGAGAGUUGACGCAUCGGGCGAAGCAGGCGGAGAAUCUGGCCAAUGAACUGCAGCGUCGAGUAGACGAGAUGACGGUGGAAAUCAACACCCUCAACUCGGCCAACAACGCCCUGGAGGGGGACAAUAUGCGCCUCAAGGGCCAGGUCGGCGACCUCACCGAUCGUAUUGCCAAUCUUGACCGUGAGAAUCGCCAACUUGGUGACCAACUGAAGGAGACGAAAUCUGCCCUUCGUGAUGCGAAUCGCCGACUGACCGAUCUGGAGGCUCUGCGCAGCCAAUUGGAGGCGGAGCGCGACAACCUCGCCUCUGCUCUCCACGACGCCGAGGAGGCAUUGAAGGAACUCGAAGUAAAGUACGUCGCCUCGCAGAACGCCCUCAACCACCUCAAGUCCGAGAUGGAACAGCGUCUGCGUGAGAAGGAUGAGGAAUUGGAGAAUCUGAGAAAGAGCACGACUCGCACAAUUGAGGAGCUAACCACCACCAUCUCAGAGAUGGAGGUUCGCUUCAAGUCGGAUAUGUCUCGUCUGAAGAAGAAGUAUGAGGCGACAAUCAGCGAGCUGGAGGUGCAACUAGACGUGGCGAACAAGGCGAACGCCAGCCUUAACCGCGAGAACAAAGCCCUGGCCCAACGGGUUCAGGAACUUCAGACUGCUUUGGAGGACGAGCGACGAGCCCGUGAGGCUGCAGAGAGCAACUUGCAGGUAAGCGAGCGCAAGAGAAUCGCCCUGACUUCCGAGGUGGAAGAGAUUCGCAGCCAACUAGAACUCAGUGACCGCGCUCGCAAGAAUGCCGAGUCCGAGCUCAACGAUGCCAAUGGACGUAUCUCGGAGCUCACCAUGUCGGUCAACACUCUUACUAAUGAUAAACGCCGACUCGAAGGUGAUAUCGGUGUCAUGCAAGGCGAUCUCGAUGAAGCCGUCAAUGCGCGCAAGGCUGCUGAGGAUAGGGCUGACCGCCUGAAUGCUGAGGUUCUUCGUCUGGCUGAUGAACUGCGACAGGAACAGGAAAAUUACAAGCGAGCUGAGACUCUGCGUAAGCAACUUGAGAUUGAGAUCCGUGAGAUCACGGUCAAGUUGGAGGAGGCCGAGGCUUUCGCUACCCGUGAGGGUCGCCGUAUGGUUCAAAAGCUCCAGAACCGGGUGAGAGAGCUCGAGGCAGAGCUGGACGGAGAAAUUCGUCGUGCCAAAGAGGCCUUUGCCAGCGCACGCAAAUAUGAGCGGCAAUUCAAAGAAUUGCAGACACAGAGCGAGGAUGAUAAGCGCAUGAUUUUGGAGCUUCAGGACCUGCUAGACAAGACUCAGAUCAAGAUGAAGGCCUAUAAACGUCAGCUUGAGGAACAGGAAGAGGUGUCUCAGUUAACGAUGAGCAAGUACCGUAAGGCACAGCAACAGAUUGAGGAAGCAGAGCAUCGUGCUGACAUGGCGGAGAGGACGAUCACCAUUAAGAGGACCAUUGGUGGACCCGGUUCCCGUGCUGUUUCAGUGGUUCGGGAGAUAAACAGCGUGUCCCGUGGUAACCGUGCAACCAGUAUCAUGUAG